UCUGUCGUUGAGCAUCUCCCGUCUUGUCUCUUGGUCUGGACGGUGUCAGAUGUGACGCUAAAGUAGAUGGAAGAAUAUUUUUGUAAUCUAAGUGUUUUUUCUGACGUCCAGACCACCUGUCACGUCCCUCCGCUCUGAGGACUAACAAGCAGGGCGAGGAGAAAACAAGCAAAGGAGACGCGCGUAAAUCUUCUGUGCGUCUUCGACGGACCAUGCAUCCCCUCACCUUCCUCCUCCUCCUCCUCUGACUGCCUCUCUGUUUCUUGGAUGAACUUUCUGGCCGUCUUUGGGGACGCAGUCGCUCGCUCCGAGAUCAUGAAAACAACACGGAAAUGUCGCGCGCUGCUGUCGGUGGCUCUGAACCUUUUGGCUCUGUUCUUCUCCACCACUGCCUUCAUCACGACGUACUGGUGCGAGGGCACCCAGCGCGUCCCCAAGCCUAACUGCAGCAAGCAGCGGCGCCACAACUGCAUCGACUACGGCGUCAACGAGACGGAUCAGAGUAAAGUGCACUACAGCUGGGAGACAGGGGACGACCGCUUCCUCUUUCGCCGGUUCCACACUGGCAUCUGGUACUCCUGCGAGGAGAACAUCCACGAAGCAGGUGAGAAGUGUCGGAGCUUCAUUGAUCUGGCCCCAGCGUCGGAGAGAGGAGUGCUGUGGUUGUCGGUGGUGUCAGAGGUCUUGUACAUCCUGCUGCUGGUGGUCGGAUUCAGCCUCAUGUGUCUGGAGCUUUUCCACUCCAGUAACGUCAUCGACGGGCUGAAACUCAACGCCUUCGCCGCCGUCUUCACCGUGCUGUCCGGUCUUUUAGGUAUGGUGGCCCACAUGAUGUACACUCAGGUGUUUCAGAUCACAGUCAGUCUGGGUCCUGAAGACUGGAGGCCUCACAGCUGGGACUACGGUUGGUCCUUCUGCAUGGCGUGGGGUUCCUUCACCUGCUGCAUGGCCGCUUCUGUUACCACCCUCAACUCCUACACCAAGACGGUGAUCGAGUUCAAACACAAACGGAAGCUGUUCGAGCAGGGCCUACGCGAGGAGCAGAGCUACCUGGACCAGGAAGCUUUCCACUACUUCCGGGACCAUUCCCUCCAGUCCAUCUCCAGCACCGUGGAGGUCUAUCCCGGCCACAGCGCUGCCAGACCAGGACUUGUGGUUGGAGGUCCUGGUCUGGGACCAGGUCCUGGUCCUGGUCUCGGACGUGGGAAGAUGAGAGCUACAUCAGCCUCCAUAGACCUGAGGGAAAACACAGACUCUCUGGGGGAAGAGCAGUGCUAAGUAGUGGAGGUGCCGUCACAUUAGGUGGACUGAACGUUCUGGAUGAAAUCUCCAACACUGAAAGCACAGAAGUCAUAUUUUCUAUUUAAAGAAAAUAAUUUACAGACUUCAUCAGAUGAGGAGGAGACAUAAAACCUGACAAACGCAGUCCUAUAUGUUCUCUAAAAUGUAAAAAACAGAUGAGGUGAUGGAGCUUGUGGGUGGAAAGUAGAAUUUCUCCAGCAUAUUUCAAGGUGAUUUUGUGUAGUAUGUUAAGAUUAAUAUAUUAUUGCUGCUUUGAAAUACAAAAGCAAAGUUUGUAUAACUCAUCGGUGUCCCGUGGACAGUUUUAUUAUUGGAUAUCAAUAACUGCUAAGUAGCUGAACAGAAACAUAUAUUAAAUAUUAAUUUCUUAAACCCAACAACUGCAAACGUGCAACUGUUGUCACAUAUUUGUUUUCUGUAAAAACCACAGAGGCCAAUCCCUCUUAGAAAGCGCUGCUUUGAUUGGUCUGCUCCUAUGACCCUUGCAGAUGACAUACACUCACUGGAUGGAAACUCAGGACAUGUCCCCAAAUACAGGAUGAGUCAUUAAAACAUAUUACUGUCCACUUUA
This is a messenger RNA of Melanotaenia boesemani (Boeseman's rainbowfish), 1873 nucleotides long. It is a transcript of the gene gsg1l, whose product is annotated as gsg1-like. Gene Ontology annotation, cellular component: plasma membrane. The transcript has 5 exons. Lineage: Eukaryota; Metazoa; Chordata; Actinopteri; Atheriniformes; Melanotaeniidae. The coding region runs from base 268 to 1278 and encodes 336 amino acids. The record is from RefSeq and is a predicted model, not a curated record.